GUCAGUGGAUAAUCGAAUCUUCUGAGCUACAGGUCUGGCCCCUGACCGACUGGCAACACAUGGCUGGAUUUCUUUUCCUGAAGGGGGGUAGCCCUCGGAUAUGACCCAGGUUCCCGUUGUUUCUUCUGUGGCCUCUCUCUUGGCAAGCCCCCUCUUCAGGACAUACCGCGAGCACGAUGGGCAGUGUGGGAAGUCUUCUAUCUGGGCAUGGGUUCAACAGCAAACAGGGCCGAGGCUCCCAGCAUCGUGGGAGGAAACCUCCACAUUUGAAAAAGUUGAGUCGCUGCUCAGAUGGAAUCCUCAGAUUCGGCUUCUCGCAGGAGUCGGGGCAUGCCAAAGGAGGGGGAUCAAAGAUGGGCAGAAGCGAAGACUUCUUCUACAUCAAAGUCAGCCAGAAAUCGCAUGUAGGUGCCAGACAGGAAUAUCAUGGAGGAGUGACCAGCACCGAGCCAGAGAGCCAGUCCAACCAAGAGUAUCCGGUUCCAACUAGCAAGCCAUGUAACCCACCACCCAGCAUGAUCCACUUCCCAAACAGAUUGGAGCUGGAGAUGAAUGCCCUCCGCCCAUCGCCACUGAAACCUGGCAUGCGCAGGAACUCUGCUGUCACGUGUUAUCCAGCUGCAGAAAGUGGACCACAACUUUCCCUUUACUACCGCCCAGACAGAGCACGUGAAGCAGAAAGCCGUGCGGGGCACUGUGUGGGUGGCAUGUCUGAAUCUGGCAGAAACUCCAUGUCAAGUCUUCCUACCCAUGCCAGCAAGUUGGGUACUGCAUGCCAGCUAGAUGCUCUUCUCAUGCCCACAGGGCGUUUUGGCGGCAGUGCUCACAACAUCACCCAGAGCUCCCGAAGUAACAUGCUGAGUCUUAGGGCUAUGUCCUUGUCUGAUGGUGGGAAUGCAAAUAAGAUUCUCAGUGUGCCUCCUAAGCCAGGUAUAAGAUCUCCCCCAUCCUGUGAAGAGCUGGCAAGAGUUGAGCCUGGUGAGAAGACUGAGGAAGGUCACAGAGGAGGUCCCUCCAGGUCAAGGCAGAGUUCACAGAGAGGCCAAAGAGGGCAGCAUGUUUUACAGAUCCAGGUGGCACAAGAGAGAGAAUCGAUGGAGAGCAAGAUGCGAGGGUACGAGAAGGAGAAGAAAAUUGCCAUAAGCCCGUCAAUUGAUGAUACACAAUGGGAGGUGUGUCAGAAGAAUGGGGAAAUUGCUUCCCUGCGCCAGCAGUUACGGGAGGUUCAGGAGGAGUCCUCUCUACGAGCCAGUGAGAUCCUUAGUUUGAAGGCCCAGCUGCGGGAAACAAAAGGCAGAGCGGAAGCCCAAGAGCAGCGGGCACGAGAGGCUGAGGAGAGGUUACGGGCAGAAGAGGAGGAGAGAGAGGUGAGGGAAGAGACAGCCUCUAGUGAGGCUGAUUUGGAGACACUGAGAACCGAGCUGGAGGCCGAACGGCAGAACAACGAACAAAUGACAGACGUGUUUCAGCGGGAGCGCAAGACGUGGAGAGAUGAAAAGGAGAAGGUUAUCCGCUACCAGCGCCAGCUACAGCAGAAUUACCUGCACAUGUGCCAGAGAUGCCAGGCCCUGGAGCAGAGGCUGCGAGCAUUGAGUGGGGAAGACCUCGAUGACGGGCCUAUCAUCACUAUGCCUGAUAUGGAGCUUUCCUUCCAGGACAUAUUAGCCACAGAGAUCUGACUGGAGAGAGGAGAAGUAUGGGAGGGAGAGUAAGAAUGGGAGAGCAAAUGAGUGUGAGUGUAUAAGUGUAAAAUUUUAUCAGCUACCAACAAAUUGGGGUUAAAUGGAGGGCAGCUGUGUCUGG
This is a messenger RNA of Spea bombifrons (plains spadefoot toad), 1803 nucleotides long. RefSeq names its product leucine zipper tumor suppressor 1 (gene LZTS1). Bases 177 to 1679 code for a protein of 500 amino acids. Lineage: Eukaryota; Metazoa; Chordata; Amphibia; Anura; Pelobatidae. The record is from RefSeq and is a predicted model, not a curated record. The transcript is spliced from 4 exons.